Molecule: messenger RNA, 463 nt
Organism: Schistocerca serialis cubense
Lineage: Eukaryota; Metazoa; Arthropoda; Insecta; Orthoptera; Acrididae
Exons: 4
Coding region: 16-393 (125 amino acids)
Cellular component (GO): nucleoplasm
Source: RefSeq, a predicted model, not a curated record
GAGUGGCCGUGGGAGAUGUCGAUCCCCUGCAGGGUGCUCAUGGAGGACCCGCACUUCGAGAACCACGCACAGGACUUCUGCUCGCUACUCUUCACCGAGAGCGUGGUGCCGUGGCGGAACCUGCUGAGCAUGCGGCUGGUGCUGCAACAGCCGUCCCCCUGCUGGCCACACCACACCGUUCGUGACGUCACCGUCUACUCGGAGCCGCCUCCCAUCACCCUCCGGUCAGCAGCGCGGCGGCUGUUCGUCUCAGAUUGUGACAUGCAGGAGCAAAAUGAAGCCUGGAAGACCGUCCAGCUAAACACGAUCAACAGCAUGACGCCCUCUGUGUACAGGCCACGCACUGCACCAGGAUCACAGGUGCUGCCUGACUACGAGAUAGAAACGUUAUGAGUUCAACAUUCAGAGUAACCACUACUGAAUGUGGUCGGCAUUAAAUGUGAUGUGGAAACGUAUCGUUCUG